UAAGUUUCCCAGUCUCCUGAAAUAAGCUCCUAAUUGCUCACCUUUCACUAAAGCUGAAAACUCAAAGGAAAAUACACCAUGAGGCUGCCCCUGAGUGUCCUGCUGGUCACUCUGGCUCUUUGCUGCUAUGAGGCCAAUGCAGUGCCCUGUCCAGAUGUAAUAGCUGAUUUCUCAGAGUACCUCUUUCUACCUGCAUCUGUCUACAAAAUAACACUUGAGAAAUAUAACCCACCUCCAGAAGUCAUUCAGGCCAAGAUGACAGUGAAGGACUGCUCGGAUCAGAUUUCUUUUAAACACAGAGGGCUAAUUGCGUUAGCAUUGGAGGCAAUCCUGGUGAAAUGUGGCCUAUGAAUCUUAUAUACUAAUAUGUCUGUAUUUCAAUAAUCACCUCUUCUGGAAAAUGUAAAGGUUUCAACAUCUUCCUUCAAUAAAUCAAUUUCCCUGCACUUUUA
Molecule: messenger RNA, 452 nt
Organism: Ailuropoda melanoleuca (giant panda)
Lineage: Eukaryota; Metazoa; Chordata; Mammalia; Carnivora; Ursidae
Product: secretoglobin family 1D member
Exons: 3
Coding region: 79-351 (90 amino acids)
Source: RefSeq, a predicted model, not a curated record